Molecule: messenger RNA, 2004 nt
Organism: Penicillium hordei
Lineage: Eukaryota; Fungi; Ascomycota; Eurotiomycetes; Eurotiales; Aspergillaceae
Product: T6SS phospholipase effector Tle1-like catalytic domain-containing protein
Exons: 2
Coding region: 1-2004 (667 amino acids)
Source: RefSeq, a predicted model, not a curated record
AUGUCUCUAUGCGCCGAGAUUCAUGAGCCACAACACAGAGUCCGACAGAGAAGGGACUCAAAGUCGCAACCCAUCCGCAAGCGCAUUAUCAUCUGCUGCGACGGAACAUGGCAAUCCGCAGUGUCAGGAAAGAAAAACGUCCCAUCUAAUGUGACGCGUCUCUGUCGCGCCCUGAACAGUGUCGGAACCGACGAACACGGGAAUCAAUGGCAGCAAAUAGUCUGGUAUGAUUCCGGAAUUGGCACGACCUCAGGCCCUUUGGGCCAAAAGGUUGAAGGCGCCAUUGGCCUAGGCCUGGAAGGGAAUGUCAUCGAAGCGUAUAAUUUCUGUGUCCUGAACUACAGACCCGGCGACCAGAUUAUGUGUUUUGGGUUCUCGAGGGGUGCGUUCACAGCCCGGGCCAUUGCAGGUUUGAUUUCGGAUAUUGGUAUUUGCAGUAAACAGGAUUUGAAUCAGUUUCCCGAUCUCUGGAAGGUUUAUAAGAAAAAUAAGCCCGGCGAGCGGUUCUAUUGCAGUGAUCUCUGGUUUGAGUGGAUGGAUGGGAAGGCGGAUGAGAAUCAGGGCGCUCGGGGCGAUACUUUCGUAUUUGAAAAGCGUCCUGAGGGUGACUGGGCUCAGGAGGGGUCAAGGGAUGUGGAAGUUGUUGGUGUUUAUGAUACAGUCGGCGCCAUCGGAAUGCCGGAGGUGCUGGGGAUCAAGCUGCCAUCUUGGUUCUUGUGGUGGUCGGAAAAGAGUGGGUGGGAAAAUGUUGGACUUUCACCUAAUGUCAAACAUGCAUUCCAGGCUUUGGCCCUCGAUGAACGCCGCAACGCAUUCUCACCUACUCUAUGGUAUCUCCACAAACUUGGAAACGUCACUUCGGAGCAGAUACAAACCCAGAGGAAGAUGGUCGACCAGCAAGCUCAAAAAUGGGAUGAUCUCUUGCAAGAGGCGAUCCGCCUCAAGGGUAGCGGCAAAGCUAGCGAUGCAGACGUCAACAAUGCAGCUCGAAAGCUAAACCAGACUGCCAGAGCCUUAAACCAGGAGACCCGAAAGCUCCUAAAGUUGGAAGACGACCACAAACACCAGGACAACCCCCGCACAUUGACACAAGUAUGGUUCCCCGGCUAUCACAUUAACAUCGGUGGAGGCUCGGGGGAUACCCUUAAAGAUAAGGGCGACAUGGAAGAAAUGUCUAAUAUCACGUUCUCCUGGAUGCUGGACCAAAUCAAACCUUACCUGUCGCUCAACGAGGAGUCUAUCUCUGAAGAAAGAGAAGAGAUGGAAUACCAUAUUUCAACGCUUGUCGAAGACACAGUCCAUGAGACGUCCUUAAGUUGGGCUCAACGCAAGGUCGCAGCAAUAGCCUCAGCUUUCAAACCCAAACGUUCCCCCACGUCUUCCAUUAAGUCUGUGGACAAUCGACGCAGCUAUGGCUGGGGAAUAGGCCCACUGGAGGACAGCUUCACGCCAUUUUACUAUCUCAACGGGUCAAAGAGGCGCACACCUGGACGCUAUGAUCCUUUUGACCAAGAUGGAAAUCUGCUGGGAGAGACGUUUGAAUUUGUCCAUCCAGUGGUAGGAUUUAGGGAGAAGCAGAUCAAGGAUUACACGCCGAUUGGGCGUGAUGUUAAAUUUACCCGUCGGAAGGCGGUUGACGAGAAGGGCCGUGCUGGUUAUGUUUAUGAUCUUGGAGAUUCGCGCAGGCCCUUGCCUGAGUGGCGCCUAGGAGGACUUGACUCUUAUGAGAGACUCGCCAUCACUGGAAAGGCUGCAUAUGACUAUGUCGACGAACUAGAUCUAUAUUUGAAGACUGGGAUCAAAACACCCCGUCGGUCUGCUUGGGGAGUUCAAGAUGUUGACCUCGGAAUUGAAGUGCUCAAAGCUGGGGGCUUGCGACCGGGGGAUUUAAAAUCGGAGAGGUCUCAACAGAGAAAUCUCCAGUCGACAGGAUUUGGAACCAAGGAAAUGCAAUUGAACAGCUCAGAUGUUUCAUAUGCCGGGGAGGCAGUGAGUUCGACGUGA